AUGUAGCCACAAGUUGAGCUAUUAGAAAGCUGACUCAUCCCACUCAUGGAUGAAUGAAGCAGAGAAAAGCUUGACUGUCCAAUUGGCCAAAGUGUCCCCAAGGCAGAACCAUAUAAAGUGCGAUGUGGUUGAGCUUUUGAUCUUCAAGGCUGCUCUUGGUUCUUGUCCUUCUAGGCUUGCCCCUUGGACAUGGCAAUUGUGAAUGAUGGGAGAGAAAUGCUUGCAAUUGGAGAUUUCCUCAAUCCUUUGUUGGUCAAAACUUUCUCCAUGGAUGAAUAUUCCAAAAGGUGUCUAGACUGACAAAGAUUCGCGCUUGACCAUGUAUGAAUCCAUAUCUCGAUUGUUGAAGGCAGAGAAUCAAGCAAGAUUAUGGAA
Rubroshorea leprosula is the source of this 375-nucleotide messenger RNA. The record is from the annotation of a GenBank genome assembly. NCBI's taxonomy places the organism in Eukaryota, Viridiplantae, Streptophyta, Magnoliopsida, Malvales, Dipterocarpaceae.